AUGAAUCCGGGAGUGGAAGUGCUUACGUUGGAUCGCGAGUCAUUCACAAAACUUAUUGGUGACUUGGAGGCACUGAAUCGCGAUUACGGUGAUUCGCAGAGACGCGCUACUGUUGUUGUACCUGAGCCGCCGUCGCCGAAGAAAACUGCUCUGGAGAAGGAAUUCGCUGGCUUGCAGUUGCGCAAUCUUAAGAGAAUUGCAACGCUUGGUGUGGGUGGCUUCGGCCGAGUUGAGCUGGUAGUUCUUUUUUUUUUUCUUACUGGCAUGCGCAUGUUUUAG
Molecule: messenger RNA, 279 nt
Organism: Gongylonema pulchrum
Lineage: Eukaryota; Metazoa; Nematoda; Chromadorea; Rhabditida; Gongylonematidae
Source: the annotation of a GenBank genome assembly